Saccostrea cuccullata (small rock oyster) is the source of this 1208-nucleotide messenger RNA. RefSeq names its product transmembrane protein 26-like. The transcript is spliced from 3 exons. Bases 78 to 1208 code for a protein of 376 amino acids. The record is from RefSeq and is a predicted model, not a curated record. Lineage: Eukaryota; Metazoa; Mollusca; Bivalvia; Ostreida; Ostreidae.
GGAUAGUAUUAUCCAGUUCCCUUUGAAUGAAAUAGACAUCGGUAUAUUUCACUAGAGUCGUUUGGACUUAUUUUACUAUGUUAUUUAUAAAUAUUGUAAAAGCGUUCUUAGUGCGGGUCGUGUUGCUAGUGCACAGUAUUUUGGCUGUUUGGAGAGCAGUAAGUAUUUCAAACAAUACAUGGUUGUGGUUGCUUGCAGUUGCGGAUGUUGCAUUCAUCAUUGAAGCAUUGAUAACCAUCAUAAAGAGAAAGGGAAUGGAAUAUAAGUGGUUUUGUCCGUGUUUCUUUUUCUACCUCGGAGGAACUCUUCCUUCUAUCUGGCUUCUGGAGUUGGACAGACGAGAGCGUUAUGUGGCUGUCAAGCAAGGAGUGAACAACGCUACGGCAACGGAAUCAUUAGCCGAAAUCUAUCCUGGUGUUUCCAUUCCCAUUUCGUUACCUGCAGACACUUGGGUUUUGUUGAUAGAGCAAUUUCUACUUUAUUUUAUGAUCGUUGGAAGAUGGCUUUUACCGCGAGGAACAAUUUCGAGAAAUGAACUUUCCCAGCUCUUGUUUGUCUUCAUUGGAAUAGCCUCGGAUAUCACAGAGUUCUUCACCUUAUUUGAUGAAGAUGUUGUUCGUAAAAACCUCGAACUGACCUACGCCAUAUUGAUUAUCUGGACCAUCAGCCUGGUGCAGUUUUGUUUCGUGUUAACUGCGACCAAGAAUUCUAAUAAACCCCGCGUUGCGCUUCACGAUACCGAUGAGGAAACUGGCCCAGGCACUCCAAAACGAAGACGAAAGGGAGGCUGUGAGAAAUGUGUUUCGAGUGAAGUCUGGAGCACCAUGGUAACAAUGUGUAUGCAAGAUGGUCCAUUCUUGACGAUCAGAUUAUUUGUUAUAAUCACAUACCAUCUUGUCAAUUAUGCUAUUAUUUUCUUUACUGCUAAGAACGCUCUGGUAAUGCUGUUGCUACUAUAUCGUUUGAUAGUUAUUUGUGGUCAGAAAAACCCUGAAAGCGAUCGGGCAAUUUCAGAAAUUGGAAUUUAUAUCCCAGAUCCAGUCAAUGUUUCUAACUGUUCUAUGACUUCAUCUCCCGCACCCAACAAUAUACAAGAUGUUAGCGUUCCACAACAAGAAAAAAUAAAUGUACGUCAUGUUGGAAAGGACUGUGACUAUAAUGGAUCUAAAAAUCACUCCAGAAGAAAUGUCAACACGAGCAAAAUGUAG